This is a messenger RNA of Melampsora larici-populina 98AG31, 1985 nucleotides long. Its product is annotated as family 27 glycoside hydrolase. The transcript is spliced from 7 exons. Gene Ontology annotation, biological process: carbohydrate metabolic process. NCBI's taxonomy places the organism in Eukaryota, Fungi, Basidiomycota, Pucciniomycetes, Pucciniales, Melampsoraceae. Gene Ontology annotation, molecular function: hydrolase activity, hydrolyzing O-glycosyl compounds. The record is from RefSeq and is a predicted model, not a curated record. The coding region runs from base 54 to 1730 and encodes 558 amino acids.
CGUCUUUUUAAUUAUUCAUCUCAUCCUUUUUACGCCGCUUUCAGUCAUACAACAUGAUAUCUUUCUCAUUGCUCGUAUCUGCACUCCUUGUCUGCCAAUGCUCCGCAGGAUCCCUUGAACCCCGCGCAGACACUACCGCCCUUGCCAUGAACGCCCGCACCUUCCGAGGCUGGACGAGCUGGAGUUUGCAAGCAUUCAAGGGACCGGGCUAUGGCGCUGAUUGGUUCAAAGAAGAGAACAUCAAACGUCAGGCCGAUGUCCUCGGGAAUGAGUUCAAGCAGGCCGGAUUUGGCUAUUUUAACCUCGAUUCGGGAUGGCAAGACGAAAAGCUGGACGAAUUUGGGCGUGUCCAACUCAGCACCGUGCGUUUCCCCUCAGGAAUCCAAAGUCUUCAAGGCUAUCUUGAGACGCGUGGAUUAUCCCUUGGUUUAUACUACCUUCCGGGUAUCGAUAGCCGUGCCGUAGAUAACAAGACUCCCGUCAAGGGCACCAAGUACACGGCUGAUCAGAUUGUACUAUGCCCAACCACAAGCAACUCGACCAAUUGCAAGCGACCUCCUGCUAACGCAUUCAGCGCUGGUCAAUCCCUAGAUUUUUCUCACCCCGGAGCUCAGGCCUACAUUGAUAGCAUCGUCGACCAGCUCUACAGCUGGAAAGUGACAUUUGUCAAAUAUGCCGGUUAUAUCCCUGGCUCUUCCGUUGAUCCCAACAACGCGGAUUUCAGUAGCGCUACCUCCGCUGCCGACCUUGCUGCAUGGCGCUCGGCCAUUGACCGUCUCCAUCAAACCAAGUACUCGAACCAACCCAAGAUCUGGAUCAGCGCUGCCUGGGAAAUCGCCAAAAGUCAAAAGGACAUUUUGAAGGUCAAUGCAGACAGUCAUCGGGUGGCAAUCGACAUCGCUGCUUACAGCACUGUUAUGACUACUUUCGAUCGUGUCAUUCGGAACGCUCGUGUCGCAGCAUCGUGGUCAUCUGUGGAUGCCAACCGAGGUGGAACUGUGUUGGAUCUCGAUGCCAUUUUACUUGCCGAUUUAUCCGCUGCCGAGGCUAAGACCAUGGUCACUCUCUGGGCCUUGCUUGGUUCGCCUAUUUACUCCGGUGACGAUCUCACCAAGCUCUCACAGGAAAAGAAAGCUCUACUCACCAACCCCUCGGUGUUGGACGUAGCCAAGAGACUAACUCACAAUCCAGCUCGAGUAUUGAAUUACGCUGAAGAAACUACCUCAAGCGCACAAAGCCGAUUAGCCCGACGUGAUGGUAAUACUGAAUCGACAGCAGCCUGUGAUGCACGAGUUUUACAAGAAUGUCAUCAGAUGGUCUGCAAGUCACUUAUGAUCGAUCCAUCAAAGGUUCAAUCACUUUACCAAGCAAGUAAACUCAAAUACGCCAGCUCUGCCAAGGUCACUCCUAUGAUGACUUCUGGUGGUGCGGCAGCUGCUGACCCGUGGGAACGACAAGUCUGGUAUGCGGAACUCACCCAGUCCAAAAACCCAUCAGCAAUCUACAUUGGUUUCGUCAACGCCGGCCAACAACUUCCCACUGAUGGACCAGCUGAGAUUACAGUCGAUUUGAAGCAACUCACUCUCACCAGGCCGAUGGCCAAAUCUUACACUAUCUCUGAUUUAUGGACCGGUAAGGAUGUUGGAACUUGUUCCGGCGGACAGAUGACUGUCUCCUCUGGAACUCUCGCUGCUCAUGCCAGUGUUCUAUACAUCCUCAAGCCAAACUGAGUUAUAUAUCAAUGAACAUCGACUUGAUUAUUGUUCAUCUAUGAUAACAUUUUCAAUUAUCACGACCAAGAGGGGGAUUCAGAAACUUUUUCUAUUUCACUCUCAUGAUAUUCUCUCCUUAUGUUUCUUGAUCACUUUUGUGUGCCCAAGAUCACCUUGUGAUUUGCAUGUUAUCCCUAUACCUCUUGUAAAAAACCAGAAGACAAUGUUGUUGAUGAUCAUCGAACGGAAUAUAUUUCUUGUUUGGGAGCAGUU